Molecule: messenger RNA, 1241 nt
Organism: Myxocyprinus asiaticus (Chinese sucker)
Lineage: Eukaryota; Metazoa; Chordata; Actinopteri; Cypriniformes; Catostomidae
Product: C-type lectin domain family 9 member A
Exons: 8
Coding region: 101-985 (294 amino acids)
Source: RefSeq, a predicted model, not a curated record
AACUGUUAUUACUGACUGACUGACUGGAUUAGUUACUGUUUCCUGUCUGAUUACGAUGAUACAUGAUACAACAGAGCUCUGUGGACUGUGAGCUAGAAGAAUGGAAGAAGACGUGUGCUAUUCAACAGUCACCUUUAAUGCAUCUGACAAUGAAAAACAUGAGGUACCACAAUCAAAGGAGUCUGUAUUGUAUGCCGAGGUGAAAAGAAAGACAACUUCUGAGAUGCCAGAAAAGGAAGUGGUCAUCCCAAUCUCUCCAUCUUACAGAAAAGCUACAGUGUGUCUGGGGUUGCUCUGUUUCCUCCUGUUAUCAGCAUUAACAGCUAUCAGCAUAUUCAACUACAUUCAUAUGUCGCAAUACAACACAAUUCUGGUCCAGUUUACUAAAGAGAGAGCAGCUAACCAGGAGUUACUGGCAGACAAGGCAGCACUAAACAACAUCCUGGACUUCAUUUCCAAACAAAGCACUUUUUUAGUGAAUGAGUACUGUCAGUCUACUGGGAAUGGGGUCCAGUGUAAACCCUGUCCUCAAAACUGGAUUCAAAAUGGCUCCAACUGUUACUACUUCCACUUACAAGAUGAUCCUUCUUGGAGAACUUGGUGGAAUAGUGAAGAAUUCUGCCAGAGGUUUGGAGCUCAUCUGGCCAUAAUAGACAAUAUGGAGGAACAGGAAUUCAUCAAUAAGCACAUUAAGCCCUACUUUGACCAGUAUCACGGGUACUGGAUUGGACUUCAUGAAAAAUCUGAACAGCCAAAGAUUUGGGUCUGGACCAGUGGCGCUAAGCUUGAGGGAGGUUUCUGGAUUGAUGCUCCCUCACAAUCUGAUAACAAUUGUGUCCUGUCAAUGGUAAACAACUCCACUUUGAACAGCUGGCAUGCAGAGCGGUGUCUCAUGUUUAACAGAUGGAUCUGCAAAAUGACAGUUUUAACAUGGCCAAACUUUCUUCAAGCCCAGAUGAACCACAGCAACCUUUCAACAUUUUGAAAACUAACCCGUGCAAAAGAUAACCCUUUAAAAAACAAAUUGUAAUUUUAAUUUUUAGGGUAAAGUUCCAAGAAUGACAAGAUACAUACUCAAAAUAAGUUUUGCUGUUGGACUUACUAAGAAAAGUACUAGCUCUGUCUAGUUGAAGCAAUUCAGGGAGAACUCAUAUAUGCUCACAUUAGCUUCAUAAUGAAUGUCAGAAGAAAAAAAAUCAUUAAAACAUUUGACAUGAUGGAAUAAACAAUACAGCGACACA